This is a messenger RNA of Aplysia californica (California sea hare), 971 nucleotides long. RefSeq lists its product as uncharacterized. The record is from RefSeq and is a predicted model, not a curated record. Lineage: Eukaryota; Metazoa; Mollusca; Gastropoda; Aplysiida; Aplysiidae.
GGCUGACAACAUUGUAGACAAGAUAUCGAAGGACAACUCCAACGAGGAAGACCGCCGAAGGAGAGAGGAGGAGGAGCGGUCGAGGCGCGAGGGAGGCUCCUCCAGAACGCCUGUACAGCAGAAGCAAGGCAAAGGCAGACGAUGAGAGCUGUGUGACGUCACGCACAUCACGUGACCCGCCUCGGCCAGUGAGAGAGCUGCUUCCUUCCCUGUCGUCCUCCGCCAUUUUGAUGAGAUAAUUAUGGGUCAUCGUGACGUACCUAGAAGUGGUAUCGCGCUGAAAUCAGCCGCUCGUCCCAAUAAAGAACUGGGAGAUAUCUGCAUUGUCCAGACUGAAGGGCAAUUGUCAUCGAUUUUUUAUUAUUAGUUUAUUUUUUUGGCUUAACAUCUUUUAUGACAUUCUGAAAGAACAUUUCUGUGUAGGUUUUACUGAAAAACGUUGAACAAAGUCUCAAAAAUGUAAACUUGCAGUUUCCAAGGACCCUCCAGCUUCGGAAGUCAUCUUACUUUGGCCGCCAUUUUUUAACCAACGUUACCUGACACCAGGCAACCCCCCCCCCCGUCCUUAAAUCGCAAAUAUCUCAAUAACAAUUCAAGAUAGAUUUUUUUUCUUCACCAAUUGCAAGAUAAAUUAACAAACUUAACUUAAAGUUGAUACCAGUAACUCCAGAUGCCCAAACUAUUGACGAGCGGCUGAUUGUUUCGCGUCGUGACACAGAGCAUGGUGCUCAUUUACCACGGCUGUGAUUGUUUCCCUGAACGUUGGAAAAUGAUGACGAGAUCUAUUAGAACUUUACUAUUAUUAUUAUUGACGCAUGUCAAAUACUGCUUUAAUUCUGAACGUCUUCGAUGAUCUUUUUAUUGAAAUGUAUGACAUUUGUAUAUGUUUUUGAAUCUGUCCAAACUUCGAUGAUGGCUCUAUCCAAUAUUUUGUCAACAAGCUGUUCACAAGUUCUAAAUCAAACUUUGGG